UAGAUAUGAAGUUCUGGGUUUUUAUCUGCCUGUUGUUUUGUUUGUCACCGUUAACAGCCAGAAAACAGGACGUGGACACAGAUGAUAACGAAUUCGCCGAAUUCGAGGAUGAAGAGGAGUUUGUCGUGGAGCCAAGCAGCGAGAAGUCUGGUCCAUCAGCUGGUGACACUGACAGACAGAUCAACAAAGAUGCUGUGCCUACAGAGGACACAGAGGAGGAAGAUUCUACUAUAGAGACAGAGGAUGAAGAAUUUGAACACUUUAUCGAUGAAGAUGAAUUUGAGGGGUUCGAAAAAGACAAGAGUCAGCCAUCCAAAUCAAAAGAUGGACAACCAGAACUGAAAAUGGCCGAUGUACCAUUGCAAUUCCGAACGAACUGGGACAGCUUUUAUGUAGAGAUUCUGAUGCUUGCUGGGCUUGGGGUGUAUUUCCUGAACUUUUUACAAGGGAAAAGCAAGAACCAUAAACUGGCCCAGUCAUGGUUGAGUGCACACCGUGACAUCCUUGAACAAAACUUCAGCAUUGUGGGUGAUGAUGGAACUUCUAAAGAGGCAUCCUCUGGGACUCUAAUGAAGGAAUCGGAAAAUGUCUACGCCCUCUGGUGCAGCGGUAGAACAUGUGUGGAGGGAAUGCUGGUCGAACUGAAGUUCCUGAAGAGACAAGACCUCAUUAGCUCCAUUUCAAACAUGUUUAAACCCGCCUCAGACCAGAUUGUAAUCCAGGUAGAUCUGGAUCCCAAGGUGAUGGAUAAGUUUGUAUUUGCCAUUGCUCAGAAGAGAAGCUGCAACAAACUCCACAAGGAAAUGCUGGACUUGAGCCAGUUCACAGAAAAGAAGAACCUGGAUAAAAAGAUCGACAUUCCCUCAAGUUUUCAGGUCCUCAGUGAGAUUAUGGAGGCUACAACAGCUGUUCUGGACAAAAAGGUUUGCACGGUGCUCCAGAAAUUUGAGCCGUGUGUGGAAUACAUUCAUUUUUCUGACCAGUAUGCAGGACUUAAGUCUACCGACGACUCUCAACCAACUAAGAUGCCUCAAGUGAAACCAGUCCUGAUGUUUGUCUUCAAUGUGCCUGGAAAGGGGAAGACUAAGCCCUCUGAUAUGGAAUCUGUAAAACCACUGCUCCAGAUGGUCUUCCACUGCAUCGAUAAAGUCAGCCGUCUUCAACUUAGCCGAGAGGCCAAACAGAAAGCAGAAAAGAACCGACAGAAGGCGGAGGAGGAAUACGAACGUUUGACUCACAGUCAGCGUCAGGAGGCGGCACAGCUCCGCAGGGAGGAAAAACGUCGUGUGGAGAAAGAACGACUCCUUAACGAAGAGGAUCCGGAAAAGGCACGAAAGCUUGAGGAGAGAGAAAAUCGACGAGAAAUGAAGCGUAAACAACCCAAGAUGAAGAUGAUGAAGGUGCAAGGCUGAGGUGUAAAAAUGAUGUGCAAUGAAGAGUUUAAAAAAUUUCUUAGUUUCCAGUUUUUAACUUGAAUGUGUGCAAUUUGAAGAAAGACUCUCUGUUUGUGAAAUGUGACUGUUUUAUUGUCAUUAUGUUUUUAUAUAUAUAUGUAUAUCUGCAGUUUUUGUCACUAAUAAUAUAUUUACAUUACAUACAUAUGUAUGUUCAUCAGUACAUGUACAAACUUUAAAAAAUAAAUUCAACUUUUAUAGAAAUAUU
Molecule: messenger RNA, 1662 nt
Organism: Saccostrea cuccullata (small rock oyster)
Lineage: Eukaryota; Metazoa; Mollusca; Bivalvia; Ostreida; Ostreidae
Product: PAT complex subunit CCDC47-like
Exons: 13
Coding region: 6-1412 (468 amino acids)
Biological process (GO): endoplasmic reticulum calcium ion homeostasis
Cellular component (GO): endoplasmic reticulum
Molecular function (GO): calcium ion binding
Source: RefSeq, a predicted model, not a curated record